This is a messenger RNA of Rubroshorea leprosula, 2448 nucleotides long. NCBI's taxonomy places the organism in Eukaryota, Viridiplantae, Streptophyta, Magnoliopsida, Malvales, Dipterocarpaceae. The record is from the annotation of a GenBank genome assembly.
CCGUCGUUUAAACUCUGCUCGAUUCCGUCGUCAAUCGCUCACCGCCCGUCCCCAGCUCUCGUCUUGCCUCCAUGAUCAACUCCAGAUAUUCACGGCUCAGUCAUGCACCAGCUCUCUCCCGCCGCGUUACGCCCCAAGCUAACCCUACAUUUCGCCGGUGUUUCCAUGUCAACCCUUCUCUUCUGCUUAACCACUGCAUCUUCCUUUCUUCGGUUAACAAUGCCAAGUAUAAGCUGAGAUGCUGCUGCUCGAAGAAGAAAAGGUUCGAACGAGAAAAUGAUUUCGAAGAACAAUACGAUGAGAAGGGGAAGAAAAGGGUGAAUUGUCUGGUGGAAGUGAUUUCUUGGAGGGAAAGACGAAUUAAGGCCGAAAUAUUGGUUAAUGCCGACGUCGAUUCCGUCUGGAAAGCUCUCACCGAUUACGAGCAUCUCGCCGAUUUCAUCCCCAAUCUUGUUUGCAGUGGAAGAAUUCCUUGCCCGCAUCCUGGGAGAAUAUGGUUGGAGCAGAGAGGUGUGCAAAGGGCACUUUAUUGGCAGAUUGAAGCUCGUGUUGUUCUAGAUCUCCAAGAACUGCCCAAUUCAUCCACUGAUCGUGAGCUCCAUUUUUCUAUGGUUGAUGGAGACUUCAAGAAGUUUGAGGGGAAAUGGUCUGUGAAGUCAGGAAUUAGGUCUACUACAACUGUUCUCUCAUAUGAAGUUAAUGUUAUACCAAGAUUUAACUUCCCUGCUAUUUUCCUGGAGAGGAUUAUCAGAUCAGACCUUCCUGUGAAUCUUCAAGCUUUGGCUUGUCAAGCUGAGAGAAAUUUUAAUGGAAAUAGGAAGAUGCUUGCAGUAGAAGAGUCAUUGGUUAGAACAUCUUUGCCUGUUCUUGCUGCACCUGGUGUAGACUUGAAGUCAGAUUUCCAUAAGGACAAAACAUCAUCAGCAGAUUUGAAAGAAAAUUAUACCAGCUCUAAUUUUAGCCCCAUCCUUAGAUCUCCAAGUGAGUUGAGCAACAGCUGGGGUGUAUUUGGAAAAGCUUGUCGACUUGAUAAGCCAUGCAUGGUAGAUGAAGUUCAUCUUCGUAGAUUUGAUGGCCUACUGGAAAACGGAGGUGUUCAUCGCUGUGUUGUUGCUAGCAUAACUGUGAAAGCUUCUGUUCGUGAAGUUUGGAAUGUUUUAACUGCUUAUGAGAGUCUUCCAGAAAUUGUUCCAAAUUUAGCUAUUAGUAAGGUUUUAUCAAGAGAAAACGGCAAUGUCCGUAUUCUUCAGGAAGGAUGCAAGGGCCUGUUGUAUAUGGUACUUCAUGCACGAGUUGUUUUAGAUCUGCAUGAACAUCUUGAACAAGAGAUCAGUUUUCAGCAGAUUGAAGGUGAUUUUGAUUCCUUUCAAGGAAAAUGGCUUCUGGAGCAACUAGGAAGUAAUCACACAUUAUUGAAGUAUACUGUUGAGUCAAAAAUGCACAAGGACACACUUCUUUCUGAAGCUAUAAUGGAAGAGGUUAUAUAUGAAGAUCUCCCCUCAAACUUGUGUGCCAUUCGAGACUAUGUAGAGAAGAAACAAACAAAAUCUUCCUUGGAAACAUAUGAACACAGACAAUAUUCAGAGCAAGCUGCUUCUUCCGGCAGUAACAGUGACGGUGACAUUUCUUACAGUAAUGCAACCAAGCUUGCUACAGAUUCCACUAACUCCAAUUCAUCUAGACAAAGACCAAGAGUUCCUGGCCUGCAAAGGGACAUGGAAGUUCUAAAAGCUGAGCUUUUGAAAUUUAUUUCUGAAUAUGGACAAGAAGGAUUUAUGCCCAUGAGGAAACAACUUCGUUUGCAUGGUAGGGUGGAUAUUGAGAAGGCCAUCACACGCAUGGGUGGAUUUAGAAGAAUUGCAUCUAUGAUGAACCUCUCUCUAGCAUACAAGCAACGGAAACCAAAGGGCUACUGGGACAACCUUGAGAAUCUACAAGAAGAGAUUAGCAGGUUCCAAAGGAGCUGGGGAAUGGACCCAUCAUUUAUGCCGAGCAGAAAAUCAUUUGAACGGGCAGGGCGUUAUGACAUUGCAAGAGCAUUAGAGAAAUGGGGCGGGCUUCAUGAAGUUUCUAGCCUUUUGUGCCUUGAGGUGAGGCAUCCCAAGAAGCAGCAGACUACUGCUAAGCAAGAGAAAAACGACAAGGUUGCAUCUACUGAAGAAAAGGCUCCAUCCAAGCCGUAUGUUUCUCAAGACACACAAAAAUGGCUUACAAAACUAAAAUAUUUGGAUAUUAAUUGGGUUGAGUAAAUAUGUUCACAUCAUGCAUGCAUCUAUAAACUGCAUCUCUGCGUGGCAAUGUCUCCUUGAUCAAUCAUUUGCUUUUCAUCACAGUACUUUCACUGAGAUGGGAAAACAAAGACUACAGUUCUAUUGUUUUUUCCCCAUAAUUUGUACAUAGACAGAAGUUAGCAGUUAGUAGUGAAAGGAAUAGAAAUUUUCACCGCUG